AUGCUUCCUCCCAUCGUCUCGCUGGUUCGCUAUGAUAUCCCCGUGCUCGUGGCAUCGUCCAAGGGCAAGUUGAAGGCUCCAACGGUUGCAAGUCAGACAGCAGACGUCCUCAACUCCAUCCUUCCUCCCAGGGAAUGGACGGAGGACGGACAGUUGUGGGUGCAGUUUGUGUCCAGCACGCCGGCGACAAGGCUGGAUGUCAUCAAUCUACAGGAGGAGCUGGACUCGAAGCUUCAGACGAGGCAGGCGAGGGAGACGGGCAUCUGCCCGGUCCGAGAAGAGCUCUUCCGUCAGACAUUCGACGAAGUGAUCAGACAGGUCACGAUCAACUGUGCGGAGCGAGGGUUGCUGCUGCUCCGGGUGCGCGACGAGAUCAGGAUGAGGAUAGCAGCGUAUCAGACACUUUACGAGAGCUGUAUUGCAUUUGGAAUGCGCAAGGCACUGCUCUCUGAGCAAAGAAAGAUGGAGAUGGAAGAGAAUGUAAACAGACUUGUCACUGAGAACUCGGAUCUCGAGAGGCAAGUUCAAGAGUUGAAGGAACUGUGCGAAGCUACAGAGAGGAAAGAGCUCGAGAGACGGACGUUGGACGAGAAGAAACAUGCGGAUGAAGUUCAGAGCUUGACCAAGUCAAAUGCGGAGUUCAAGAAGAAGCUCGAAGAUUUACUGGCUCCUUCUCAGCCUGCUACUCAUAAAAAAUGA
This is a messenger RNA of Guillardia theta CCMP2712, 699 nucleotides long. RefSeq lists its product as hypothetical. The transcript has 6 exons. Gene Ontology annotation, cellular component: axoneme. The record is from RefSeq and is a predicted model, not a curated record. Gene Ontology annotation, molecular function: dynein heavy chain binding. The coding region runs from base 1 to 699 and encodes 232 amino acids. Lineage: Eukaryota; Cryptophyceae; Pyrenomonadales; Geminigeraceae.